Ruditapes philippinarum (Manila clam) is the source of this 1642-nucleotide messenger RNA. RefSeq lists its product as uncharacterized. NCBI's taxonomy places the organism in Eukaryota, Metazoa, Mollusca, Bivalvia, Venerida, Veneridae. Bases 410 to 1336 code for a protein of 308 amino acids. The transcript has 4 exons. The record is from RefSeq and is a predicted model, not a curated record.
AUUAUCUCUAGAAUUAUAAAGGAUUGCGACAUAUAGUACGUUAAUGGUGAAAAUCAAUAAAAAGGUUGUUAUCAAGUUUAAUGGUUGUUAUAUACGGCACACACUCACAAGUGCGUGGUUCUCAUGCUAUUAUAAAGAUAAUUGUUGGUACACUGAAUGUUUAAGUUACCACCUUAAGAUUGAGGAGAAAUGAUAACACCUUAUUCUUAAACAUAGGUCAACUUAAGGUGUGUCCGUGUUGAAAACGUAGAUAAGGAAAUAUUGCAUUUAUCGUUACAUGCAAACGACGUGUACAGUGAAUUUCUGAAAACGAGUCGAUUUUACUUAAAGGAAGUGAUAAGAGGCAUUUGAUAGAAUAUGACGGAGUGACAUUGAGGAAACUUUGUUUGUAUUCGGUUACAUUAAAAUAAUGGAGCGGAAAUAUUUUACGAUUUUCCUUUAUAUAACAGCGCAAAUUGCUUUUGUGUCGAGUGAAACUACGCCUUCAAUCUCAUCAACACCAGUGACAGAAAUAGCUUCUUCGUUAACACAAACAUCUACAUUAUCCAUCAAUCCAACGAGAGUUUCCACAUCAAUUUUACCGACAUUUAGUGGAAAUAAUGAUAGUUCAUCACCAGUAGAAGUUGUUAAUUCUUCUCUUUCCACUUCGUUUUCAGCAACGAACACUCUAUCAACAUUAGUUUCAGAUUCAAAAUCUACUAAAACGAAUAGUCUGAAACCAAGUCAAACGUUUACUUCUCCUUCAGUCGUCCUAAGUUCUACCAUAAACGUGACAACUAAUUCUACCAGCGUAUCACAAACACAUAUCUUCACAAAUUCUUCUAUAAUCAUUACUUCACAAACAUUUUCAUCUACUUUAGAUAUAUCGGUAACAGUUUCUCUUUCAACACAACCAAAUGUGCCUUCAACGGAUAGUUUAAUAGCACCUUCAACGGAUAGUUUAAUAGUACCUUCAACCUCUUCAGUCACCUCACAUCCUUCUCCGACUAGUUUUGUGUUAAGUACAAUAGUGACUUCAGAGAAUCCAACAAGUUCAUCUUUUUCUUCUAUAAAACCUUCAAGCACUUCAACAGUUUCUCCAUCAUCAAGUUCUAUAGUACCAACAUCGACCACGGCACCAGAAAACCGUCCUUCCAAAAGUAAAAAAUCGGGUCUUUCCAGUGGAGGAAAAGCAGCUAUUGGAAUUUUUGUUACAGUGUUAAUUAUUGCAGUAAUAAUUGGAUUACUUUGGAUGAGAAAAAGGAAAUGGUUUAGAGGCGGAACCUCUAUUACAUCUUCUAUACAGUACAAACCCUGGAAAUAUACAGACGAAGCGUCUGUUAAUAUUCAACGAUGAAAGUUUGCCAUUUAAAAGGAGGACACGUUGAAACACUGGACACUGUAAAUAUGACACUAAAUCAUGACACCGUAUGACACUAAAUCAUGACAACCUAUGACACUAAAACAUGACACCGUAUGGCACAAUAUGUGAUUUACGUGAAUGCUAAAUGCUUGCCUCAAUUCAAAAUGAAACAGGCAUGAAGCAUUUUAUUUUCAAAGUGCUUUUUAAGUGCAAAUUAUACUUGUCUAUAUUCCGCAGCACAGAGUUUACUAUUUGUGUGAUUGAGAGGCGUUUAUCGUGAUUGAAAGUUGCGCGAUAUGA